Exophiala bonariae is the source of this 4599-nucleotide messenger RNA. RefSeq lists its product as uncharacterized. Bases 1 to 4599 code for a protein of 1532 amino acids. The transcript has a single exon. Lineage: Eukaryota; Fungi; Ascomycota; Eurotiomycetes; Chaetothyriales; Herpotrichiellaceae. The record is from RefSeq and is a predicted model, not a curated record.
AUGUCACACAGAACCCCAACAUAUAUUACCCAAACUAGUGGUUCGAGAAGCAGAGAUGCUACCGUUCCACGAGCCGUCAAGUCACAAGCAUCUAGACAAAAUGAUGGCAAGAGUCCUACUACCAGGCUUGGUGGAGGCACUAUGUCGCAGCUAUCACCACCUGCAAAUGACUUGCCUGGGACUUCUGACCGAAGAGCGCGUCUAAAAUCAAGUCGUGUCCCAACGACUUCCGUCAGAUCUCCGAACCUGAAAUCCACUGCAAUUCCUAGGACUAUUUCUUCCUCCACAGCUCCGUCCAAACCAGCCCUAGCGUACGGGCCGACGUCUCAGGAAGUACCACUGGUUAUGGACUCGGCUUCAUACGCAUGGGAGGGCAACGCAGAUGCAAAUCUCAGAAGGCCCGUCCGGCCAUCGGACCUUUCGAGAGAUGGAAGAUCACCCCUAGAUAGCCACCUCGAAGCCAUCUUCGGCACUGCCAGCACUCGUCAGGUUGACCUGCCUCCACGACUGAUACCUGAAUUGCAAGCUCUUGCUGCUUCCUCAGCGCGGCAUCAAGAUUACUAUACAAAGUCAUCGAGUUCAAUUAGCAGCCCGUCAACACAAUUCUCUAAUACCCCAAGUCCUUGGAGUGUAUCUACAACCACCACCACACCUACUUCAUGGUCUUCGACAUCCCCAGGUAUCGUGCAACAAGUCACCAUGAAAACUUCCAGUCAAAGAUCUCAGACUGUCCCCUUUCCAGCUACCAAGCGCGAAAAAUUACCCAAAAUGCCCGCUCUACCUGAGACAUACUCGUCAAUUACCCCAAGCCAAUCAUCGACCAGCGUUCAGGACAAGACUCUGAAGAAAUCUUCCAGCAAGAAACGAACACCGCUCAACUCACCCGCCCCAACACCACCUCCUCGUACCUCUUCAGCCAAACAAGCCCUGAGCAGAAGCAGUAGUAAAAGUGAUAAUAUGCCUCGCCGUCUUAACUUUGAACCAACCACGUCUGCUUCAGAUCCUGAUCAGAGCACUCUCAUUACCCAUGGAAACUCGGAUCCACACGUCUUUGGUGACUACCCACUUCAGAGCUCAGUUACCAGAGCACACAACGAACUACAGCAUUCCUUGGGUGUUGCUCCGCCCCGACCAAGUCGCCAAGGAGUCAUGGGGCUGGAAUACAGCAGGCCGGUCAUAGUAAACACGCACAGAGCUGGGUUCUCUAACCGGCAUAGAGAGCUUCUAGAUACAGGGGAUGAAGCCCCUGUACAGUCCACCGAGCCUAUCCAAAGAAGUAACCACAGCACGCCGGUAUUGCGUCCCACAACGCCUGGAGAGUCAGAUUUACCGGUCCAGAGUUCGCCUGGUCGACUGGGAAAGUUCUCCCGCCUGGGUAUCUUCGGUCGCAGAGGGAAAUCACCAGCAAACGAGACCGACAAGAGUCCACGUAAACUGCAACGGCGAGGGCCUGUGGCAGGAACAGGGCACGAAGGCUAUGGCAAAUACAGCAGAAGAGGACGAAAGACUUCACAAGAUGGCCCCUCCGCCCCUUCCUCAGCCAACAACAGCGAGAGUGAGAGAUCUGUCAGCAGUACGAGAAGAAUACCACUUGGUGCUAGUCAGCGCAAAGAUAGUCAAAUCAGCAAUCGUGCUAAAAGAGGUAGUCAGUCUGACAUCGAUGAAUUUGCUGUCCCUCGACUCAAGCCGGUUACCAUGAUGGGCGGGUCAGGUGGCAGUUUGUCAAACAACUCUGGAGGCCAUCUGGAAGCCCAUCUCACCAAUCCAAAUGCCUCCUCAAGUGUUGUGCACAUGAAAUUGGAUACACCCUCACAGUCACAACUAUCUAUAGAACGAUAUGCUUCGGAAUACGAACCUAAUCCGGUCAACCACGUUCCAAAAGGACAGGGGAAGAUCCCUUCUCUCGCAGUGCGACGAUCGCAACGCUUUCGUGGCGAAACAGACAAUUUCAAUCUUCCGACCCCCAUUCGAACUGAAGCCCUCUCGGCAGCCAUAUACGUUGACAGCCAUGACACCCCACAAUCUUCUGCAAUUGCAGGGUCCACUUCCACCCCGAGCACAGCCACUGAGCAUAACCGAAUUGAAACAAGCCAUAAGUCCGCCGAGAAAAAGGCUCGAAAACAUCGAUGGAACAUCUUCCGGCGAAAGGACGUUGCCGAGCCAGGGCCAGAGCGGUAUGUACCUAUUGUAUCUUCAGCUUCGCCCGAAGAACUUUCUGUCAGUGUCUCAACCAUCCCUAUGUCACGGCCUCCGAUGCCCUACUAUGCAAUGAUGGACUCCGAAAGCGAAAUAUACACAGCUGGAAAUGUGGGAGAGUUCCUGUCCGAAGUCGUGGAAUCUCCCAGCACAAGUCCUUACGUGGGAACUCAUGGUCCAGACGAGGAUCAGGUAAGACGAUGGGAAGAGGAAGUCCUGAUCCCAGUUGUACCGGUAUCCCCACUGCGAUCUUUUGAAAGAUCGCCUCCUCCAGUACCCCUGAAAAGUCCGACUGAGCAGCUACAUGUUCAGAUCAGCGAGAAGCCACAGAAGCAACCUCGACUUGCUCGUGUUGGAAGAAUACCACCCGUCGUCUCGCGUCAAGAGAGGCAGCAUAAACCAAGCCGAGCGUCGUUCUCUCAACCUUUUGCCCGACCAGUUCUCCCAGACUCUCCUGAUAUGCAACCGGAUGCUUCUGCUAUCGAUUUAGCAAUUCAAAUGGAGCCAGAGAUGGGCACAUCCUUCCAUGAUCCAUUAGCAGCGUUCGGUCCGGCGAGUGGCGAGACAGAGUUUCUACGCUUUCCAUCACGGCAGAACUCAGAGUUGUCAAGUUCCAGUACAUCAGAAGGGACUUCAAGUAUGCUCAGACCAACGUUGAUGCCAGGAUUGGGAGAAAACCAAGCUCCGUAUCGACCAGAAAUAUACGAACCUACCAGCCCUAGUCUUGACGAAAUAUGGAACGAAUAUGACGACUUUAUUGAUCAUGUCAUGUCACCCUCUCAAGUCCGGAAGAGCAACAAAUUCUUGACCACACAAGAAGGCUUUGAAGAUUAUGUCAAAUCAACAGGCCUAACCCUCCCAACAAAGGCAUUCCCUCUUUCGAAGAAGGGAAAAGAGAUAAAGAGUGCAGCCCAAUCCAAUCAUGAACUCAAACGGACCGUCUUCAUGCCAGCUCUGGUGACAUCUGCGACUCCCCCCGUCGUUUUUCCAGCUCCAACUUUGUCAGAACGCUCAGUUGGUGAGGAUAUCCGGUUGCGCCGGUCCAGGAUCGCAUUAGCUUUACACUCGUCAAUGGAACCGAUUUCUCCGUUCUCGAUCAGAGAUCUGAUCAGCGAAUAUGGCUCCUAUCAACGGGAAAGUAGUGGAUUUUCUGAGCGAUUGAGCAGUUCAACAGCUGAACGAUCGACAGAGCAGUUGACACUAAGUACCAGUAAUACGGAAAUUCCAACCGAACACAAUCAUCAGGAGAACGUUGCAUUGCUGGAUGUGAUGGAGAGAGGCAAAGAUCCAGCAGCCCAGUCAGAGCUCCACUAUGCGUCUUUGAUGGUGGCGAAGUGGUUGUCCUUUGGGCGGGUACUGUUCUCCCCUGCGCAUGAUGAGAUCGAGCGACAGACCGAGCGUCAUGUCCUGGUCAUUGAUGGGCUGGGUAAUGAAGACUGGUCAAUCUACUGUGCCGUUACGUAUGAAGAUCAAAAGGCGUUGAUCCACAAUUUGAAAGAAAAGGUGACCGGCAAGGCAUCAAAGGAGAGCAAAGCACCCACCAAUGCCCCGAACAACCACCGCCGAGCAGAAGUGGCAAGCUUUUAUGAGAAAUUCCCCUUCCCGCCGGGGUUUUUCUCUGCUGUUGUUCUCCGAUUUCCUCCAGCAAUGGCCGAGGCCAAGAUGAAAAACAUCAUCGCCGAGAGCCGAAGAGUGCUCUUACCCGGGGGCUAUCUGGAGCUGAUGCUGCUUGACCUGGAUAUUGUUAACAUGGGUGUACAAACUCGACGAGCGGUACGGGAAUUGAAGUUCAAGAUGACAACGGCAGAUCAACAGAUUAGCCUGCGACCCAUCAUUGAUAACGUGCAGGGAGUUCUUGGAGCCCGUGGAUUCUCCAACAUCAGCAGAUGCGUAGUGGGAGUACCGGUGGCAGGGCGUCCGAAUGGGUCUGUUGACUCUUCCUCUUCUUCACGUUCGAGUAAGGGGUCAGAUGGGAUCCCUCAUCGUGGGUCUGGGGAUCUGAGAGCAGCCAAUGCCUCCCCACGUAUGGUAUUUGGAGGUCGACGAGGACACAACUUGUCACUCAAUGACCUGAUUGCGGAUCACUCGGACAAUGCGGAUGCCAAGAUUAGCAAGAUUGUGUCGACAACUGCCAGGCGAUGGUGGCAACACUGCUUCGAGGCUGCCGUGAUUUCGGAUGGCAAUCUUGCGACCAGUAUCUUUGCGGACAAAACCGUGCUGAGUGAAUGCAAGGCACGAGGAUCCAGCUUCAAAAUGCUGAUUGCAUACGCCCAGAGGCCGAAUCUGGACAACAGUUCGAUCCGACGAAGGACCAUGAGCGAACCAACGGUUUCAACCAUGGCCACGAUCGGAUCACACCGGUCGCCUCCAUCUACAUACCCUGGAGCGCGCACACCGCGUUAA